Aureococcus anophagefferens is the source of this 2514-nucleotide messenger RNA. RefSeq lists its product as hypothetical. The transcript is spliced from 2 exons. Gene Ontology annotation, molecular function: ATP binding; protein binding; ATP hydrolysis activity. The record is from RefSeq and is a predicted model, not a curated record. Bases 1 to 2514 code for a protein of 837 amino acids. Lineage: Eukaryota; Pelagophyceae; Pelagomonadales; Pelagomonadaceae.
AUGCAGACCUUCCAGCACCUCGCGUGCCUCUACAUCAAGUACCUGCAGAUCUUCAAGCGGCUGGAGACGUGCUACGACUGCAUGGUGCACCCGCAGAAGCGGCUCGCGGUGCUCAAGGUCCUCGAGCUCGUCAUCCGGCGCGUGCUCGAGCUCAAGCACAGUCUCCCGGAGAAGGUCUUCCCCUGGGAGUACGUGAAUUUGGACGACAUCCUCGUGGACCUCAAGCUGCCGCCGGAGACGCUCGAGGUGCCCGUGCCGCGCUACUUCCGCGAGAACUCGCAGAGCGGCCGGCGCGUGCGCGACAAGAUCGUCUCGGGCUACAUGAAGGUGCGCCACGGCGUCGAGAGCCUGCCCCUCGAGGAGGAGGAAGUGUUGGAAACGGCGGUGAAGAUGGAGAUCUCCCAGUCCAUCGAGAUCAUCCAGCGGAACGAGCGCGGCCGCCAGGGCAAGCAGCGCGCGCUGCUCGUCAAGGAGCUGCGCGAGGAGGAGAAGCGGCGGCGGAACUACGACGCGGCGGCGCAGAUGGAGAUGGACCCGGAGAUCGCGGCCAUCUCCAUCCAGCGCCUCUUCCGCGGGUUCCUGAGCCGCGUGCGCGCGACGGCCGCGCGCGAGGAGGAGCUCGUCUUCAUCGGCAUGCGGCCGCCGAAGCACAACGUCCGCGGCGACUACGACCUGGCCUUCGAGCUGGAGACGGCCUACAAGAAGCGGAAGCAGGUCCAGGCGGACAACAAGGGCGCGUACGCGAAGGCGCUCGGCGAUUUGAAGGAGGUCGUCCGCGAGGAGGAGGGGCCCCACAUGCGCGCGGAGCUCCGGGGCGAGCGCACGGACUGGGUCACGCACAUGAUCGAAUCCACCAAAGAGAUCCCCGAGGACCUCGAGGGCUUCUACCCGGACAAGUUCCCCGAGGACGAGAAGAAGGAGGGCGAGGAGGGCGCCAAGGACCCCAAGGAGAAGGGCGACAAGAAGGAGAAGGGCGACAAGAAGGACAAGAAGGGCAAGAAGGGCAAGGGCAAGGGCAAGGACGCCAAGGACGAGGAGGUCAAGGAGGAGGAGCUGCCGCUGCUCCAGGGCCGCACGGAGCUCACGUCCGGCAUGAACGACGAGAUCAAGGUCUACGAGCAGGACUGGGAGGACCGCGACGAGUCCGACAACUUCGCCCAGAAGCACGACGUCGAGCUCGCGAAGCGCGCGAUCCGCGAGGAGGUCCGCGUCGAGAUUCGGGACCAGGUCGACGAGAUGCUCCGCAUGAACCUGAAGAAGAUCAAGAUGCAGCUCACGCGCACGGCGCCGAAAGCGGGCAAGAAGGACAAGGGCAAGAAGGACAAGAAGGGCAAGAAGGGCAAGAAGGACAAGAAGGGCGGCAAGAAGGGCAAGGCGCUGCCCGGCGAGAAGAUUGCGGACCUCAAGAACAUGUCCGUCGAGGAGAUGCUCGCGACGCUCAUCGAGUCCAAGGUCAUCAACGACUACCGCGACCGCCACAUCCACGAGCUCGUCGGCGACUUCAACUACCUCGGCACCGUGCAGCAGCACACGGAGUCGCAGCAGAACGAGUGGACGCCGCCGGACCCAUCCAUGGCCCAGCUCCGCGCGUCCAUCACGGAGUACUGCGUGCUGCCGCUCGGGUCCACGGCGCUCAAGUCGAAGCUCCAGGACGGCAACAACGUGAAGACGAUCCUCCUCUACGGGCCGUCUGGCUCCGGCAAGACGAUGAUGGCCGAGGCCGUCGCCAACGAGCUCGGCGCGCUCCUCAUCAACAUCUCGCCGGCGCGGCUCAAGGGCCACUUCGGGGGCAAGAACGGCGCGACGAAGCUCCUGCACAUGAUCUACGUCGUCUCGCGCGACCCCGCGUUCAGCCCCGUCGUCGUCUACAUGGACCAGUGCGACCAGUUCUUCGUCGGCGGCGGCAAGAAGGCCAAGACCGCGGAGAAGGACGGGCCCGCGCGCUACAAGAAGGACCUCAUGACCUACAAGUCCGCCUUCGUCAAGGAGGACCGCGUCAUCUUCAUCGGCACGACGUCGUCGCCGGAGAAGGGCGACUCCAAGGACAUGAAGAACUUCUUCGACAAGAUGCUCUACCUGCCCUACCCGGACUACCCGAGCCGCCUCAUGCUCUGGCGCAAGUGCAUCCAGGCCCAGCUCCUGCUCGCGGAGAAGUCCGCGCACCACGACAUCCCCGACGACUUCGACCUCAGCACGCUCGCGCACAUCUCCGAGGGCUUCUCCGCGGGCGCCAUCUGCCAGACCGUGAAGAAGACGCUGACGCACCGCCGCGUCGAGCGCCUCGACAAGCGGCCCCACAACGAGUCCGAGUUCCUCAACUCGCUCGCGCAGGAGGCCGCGAAGAACCAGCUCACCUACAAAAACGACCACGAGGUCUUCCGCGACUUCACGGCCAAGAUGACGGGCCUCGACGACGAGCGGCGGCGCGCCAAGGAGGAGCGCGACGGCGGCGACGGCGGCGGCGGCGGCAAGGAGGAGAAGAAGGGCAAGAAGGGCAAGAAGGGCAAGAAGUGA